AUGGCGGCACCGGCCCCAGCCCCAGCCCCGGCCCCGGCCUUGAACUCUCAAGACGUUAUCAACAAUUUUUGGAAGGCCAGUCUUGGAAAUGGAAGCACCAUUAUUAAACCGCCCUCCGUCCUUCCUGCCAACCUCUACACCCAGAUGGUUCGGAAACACGCCCCCAAGGGUAUUGCAAGGGGGCGAUGCAUCACCGAAUCCUACCAUGCCGCAGUCAAAGAAUGUGAAGCCAGAGUCGCAAAAAUCGUGGCUGACUGUACAAGGACUAAUACCAAAUACAACGACCCCCAUUUCGACCUCGACGAUAUGGAUUACUGCUUGGUCCCGUUGACCGCCGCACCGGCCUCAUCUGGACCACUCCAUGAGAAAGAGGACCAUGCCAUUCUACAACCCGAUGCGCUGAAGGGAAUAGGGACAGCGAAGCAGGCCGUCUCGGGCAAUGCCCAGCAUAACCAACCAGGCCAGUCGGCAUCCGCGGCCUGUAGACCAGCCUGCGCCAGACGAGUGGGAUGCAUCUUCGACAAUCCGCAGUUUUAUGUGACCCAAGACGCAUAUGGUAGAGAUAUCUGCCAGGGAGCAGAAGGCGACUGCUGCUUUAUCUCCUCCCUGAGAUCUCUAUGCGUCGAUGCCGAAAUCCCUCACCUGAUCGCGAAGAUAUGCCCCCCCUCAUGCCGCGAUGAGACGAUUGGUGUCUAUGGCUUUGUAUUCAGUCGUGACGGGGAAUGGGUAUGUGAAAUAAUUGAUGACAAGCUGUAUAUGAAUGUGGCCGACUAUGAUAGUUAUCCCGAUGGGAGAAGAGCAGCUUGGGAUGCCUCUCACUCAGAACUGGACCCCGAAGCGCGGAGAAAGCUCUGGAAGACAACUUUCCAAAGAAAUUCGGAUGCGCUUUACUAUGCUAGCUCUGUUCAUCCACAGGAAACUUGGGUUCCCUUAAUUGAAAAGGCCUUUGCCAAAGCUCAUGGCGGCUUCGAGGCUAUUGAUGGCGGCUGGCCGGGUGAGGGUAUAGAAGACCUCACGGGCGGCAUAACAACAGUAAUUGCCUCCGCUGACGUUCUUGACCGAGACCAGCUAUGGAAUGAAGGCUUCCUUGACGUGAACAAGGAGUUCCUCUUCGGAGCCAGUGCCAGUCCCAGGGAACUAGGCCGACACGGUAUCGAGGAUGACCAUACAUACUCCAUUCUUCGAGCUGUAGAGUAUGGAGGUGAACGUCUCCUCAUGGUUAGGAACCCUUGGGGCCAGAGAGAAUGGAAGGGACCCUGGAGCGACGGAUCCAAGGAGUGGACAGCGAAAGCCCUUCAAGAUCUUGAUUACAAAUUCGGGAAGGGGGGCAUAUUUUGGAUGCCAUAUGAGGACUUCCUCGGGCGUUUCGUCCAAAUUUGGCACACGCGACUCUUUACUCCAGAAUGGAAUGUUUCCCAGCGUUGGACGACAAUCCAGGUCCCCUGGUCUGGUGCCUACAACCCCACAAGAUUCGAGUUCACCCUGAUCGCCCCCGCCCGAACCAUGGUCGUCCUCUCCCAACUCGAUUCCCGCUACUUUGGCGGUCUGACCGGGCAAUACAGUUACAAAGUAGCGUUUAGUCUCCACUCAUGCGGCGAAACUAGCUAUAUGAUCCGCGGCCAUCCAUCCGGUGAUCGCUCUGCUGUUGCGGAAGUCGAUCUCGAGCCAGGAACGUACGAGGUGCGGAUACAGGUACAGGGGCGUAGGGAUAAGACACAACCGAAGAUCGAGGACGUCAUCGAGCAGAAUUGGCUCUCCAGACGUGAUAAACUCAUCCACAUAGGUCUUUCAUACGACCUUGCUCACGCCAAAGGCCAACCCAAAACCAAGGGCGUUGGAGCAGCUAUCAACGAGGCCGUCUCUGCUGCUGUCCAAGACCCCAACCCAUCUACUGACCCAUACACAGUGACGGAUGCAGGUCUUGAAAGUGUCCUCCCCACUCCAGGAGAUCCAGAAAACAGCCCCGCAACCGACCCUACGGCUUCCGCCCCCACCAUCUCGGAUGAUACCUGGAACGCACCGCUUGUGAUAGGAUUGCGUGUAUUCUGCCUUAACACGAAAGCGACGAUCAAGCUCGUUGACCCGAAGCAGAAACGGCCUAUCAUCUGGAUGAAACGGACCUGGAGGACGAGGAUGAAGAAGAGAUGUGCUGAUAAAGCGGGGCGGAACGAAAGAGCUGAAGUGGAUGAUAGUGAGUGAAGCAGAUUGUCUCUGGAAGAUGGGGAGGGAGAGAGGGGAUAGCAUAGCAACCCGCUUAGGUAGGAGAUAGGAAUCGGAGG
This is a messenger RNA of Amorphotheca resinae ATCC 22711, 2279 nucleotides long. RefSeq lists its product as hypothetical. The transcript has 3 exons. Gene Ontology annotation, biological process: proteolysis. Gene Ontology annotation, molecular function: calcium-dependent cysteine-type endopeptidase activity. Gene Ontology annotation, cellular component: cytoplasm. Lineage: Eukaryota; Fungi; Ascomycota; Leotiomycetes; Helotiales; Amorphothecaceae. The record is from RefSeq and is a predicted model, not a curated record. The coding region runs from base 1 to 2199 and encodes 732 amino acids.